Molecule: messenger RNA, 2513 nt
Organism: Diprion similis
Lineage: Eukaryota; Metazoa; Arthropoda; Insecta; Hymenoptera; Diprionidae
Gene: Mitofilin
Product: MICOS complex subunit Mic60
Exons: 15
Coding region: 95-2362 (755 amino acids)
Biological process (GO): cristae formation
Cellular component (GO): MICOS complex
Source: RefSeq, a predicted model, not a curated record
GUUCACGAUCAGCUGUUUGACUGACUGCUGGUUCCCACGUUAGACCGUCGUUCCUUUUUUCCGCCUUGGCUGAGCGACCGGCCGCCCGCGAAAAAUGUUCCGAAUUGGAUUAAAAUUCCCGUGCAACGGUCUGAAUCGGGUUAAGAAACACGGGUACUGCAGACUUCAUCUCCUCAAUGCCAGGUAUCACGAGACACGAACUCCCAUCAAAUGCGAACCCGAUGGCAGACUUCUAAAGGAUGUGAAACUUAUGUCCAGACUUUCUGGACGUAAGUAUUCGACCGAAGCACCAAAAAGAGAGAAAACUCGAGGUUCGGGGGGUCUGUUAACACUUGGAGCUUUGGCACUCGGAACGUUUAGUAUUUUCGCUUAUGCCAGAAUGGAUCCAGAGUUCAGAAAACUGUUGGAAGAAUGGAUUCCUGGCUCCGACAGAGCGGUCCAAAUCAUUUUCCAAGAAGAACAAUCACUCUUCGAUUCUCUGAAAAAUCUUUACGAGAGAAUUACGCAAAGCUCCAGUCAACCAGACUGGAAUCCAUCGAAAGUGGGAAAGAAUCCGGUGAUAUCAGCCUGUAAGAGGACCGUAGAGAAUUACAUACCUCCGAAAUCAGCAUUUGAGCCAUUGUCUGACGUUAAGGAACCACCGAAGAAUGACCAGUUUUCCCAAAUCCGCUUCGUCGGGGAUCCUAAAGAUGAUAAUGAAGUCGCUCCGAAAGAGGUUUCUUCACCAGCCAAGGAUAAUCAGGACAAUUUGCUGCCUGAAAAUCUUGUUGAACUUGAGGCUUCCUGUGGACAGGCAGCUGCAAAAGCCAUUGAAGCUUACCACACGGCAACGUGCGCAAUCGAGAAGUACAAUAAAGACGUAGUCAAAGUAAUAGAAAGCACCGAAAACACAGAUGUUCAAUUUUGGGACAGAUUGAGGGAUGCAACAGAGGCGAGGAAAAAGGCGCUGACCGAGGCGGAGAACAGCGCAGGCGAGGCUUUGCGUUCUUUGAGAACAUUGUCGAGUCUGAUCGACGAUCCGAAGCUCGCUGCUUCCCCUGUUUCGAAAACAGUUGCGAGACGAAACAUUAAGCAAAUAAUCGACGACGUUGACGAGGCAAAGCAGAAGUUCGACAAAGAGGCGCAGAGUGCUAAUGUUACCGAAAGGUAUUGGAAACAGGUUCUCACAGCGAGGAAAAACUUCGAAGACGAGCUGGAAAUUCUCUUCCCAAAAGUCAACAUUUCCGAGAAGAAAUUUUCCGUCGACGAGGAUUCCUUCGACCUUUUCGUACUCCACAUGUAUCACAAAGUUAACGCUCUUAACAAGGAACUUCAACGACUUCAGACUGUGAAUGCUGUGAAAUUGGAGCACGCGUUAAAGUCGGUUGGUGACGAAGCUGAGCGGGCCAAAAUUGAAGCCCAGAUCUGCAACGAAGUAAACAAGGAAAGGCAGAUUCUGCAGGAUGAAUUUGCAAAGAAGCUUCUCGCGGAGACGAAAAAAUACAACGACGAACUGAGGACGCAGCUGAAACUUCAGGCUCAAAUCCACGCUGAUCAUCUUCGCGACGCUCUGUCUCAAAAAGAUCGAGAAACUCAGAGGGUGAUAAAUCGGACUUUGAGCGAACAGGUCGAGGCUGAAGCGAGCAAGUAUAAAAUCCAACUCGCCGCCGUUGUUGGAAGGCUGCAAGGGCUCGACGCAGCGUUGAAGGCCCGGAUCGAGGAAGAAAAAUCGGCAUCUAACGCCCAGAUGCUCUGGGGUGCUUGUCAAGCCCUCGCGAGAGCUGUAAAAGUCGCACCUCCGGGUGUCAAAGCUGAAGAUGCCGUCAGGCCUUUGGAGGCAGAAAUCAAAGCGGUUUCAAAAGCAGCCACUGGUUCAGAUCCGUUGGUGAAAGCGGUGAUAAACGGCAUACCCGAGAUAGCAUCUAAGAGAGGAGUUUUCCCGGAGGAUGCACUCAGGGAAAGGUUUCUCAAGGUAGAAAACAUGGCGAGGAGGUUAGCGCUUGUGCCAGAAAACGGUGCUUCCUUACCAAUUUAUCUCCUCAGCUACCUGCAAAGCUUUCUUCUCGUCAAGGCGGCCAGUCCAAUACCAAAGUCAGAGCUUGACGACCAGCCGAUUGAUCCUUCAGAAUUGAGCACUUACGACGUUUUGCAGCGGGCUAGAUACUGGCUCGACCGCGGUGACUUCAAGAUGACACUGCGGUACAUGAAUCUUCUGAAAGGCGCGCCAAGGUCUGUGGCAAAUGACUGGAUAAACGAGGCUACGAUUCUUCUCGAAACACAGCAAGCGGUCGACACUUUGAUAGCUCACGCAGGUGCCGCUGGUCUCGUUUUCUUCGGUGGUGGAGAUUCGCCGAAGGAUAAGUCAGCAGCCGGUAAGAAGUAACUAGAAUGAAAUGGUAACGUAUAUUAUACAUUGAAAAUAAAGAGCUGCCGAAACUUUAAUAACGGAUACAUAAGAGAGGGAAUGAAAAAAGCUCAAGCUAGCCAACCAGUCGUCAGCCUGCCUUAAUAUUCACACGAUGUUUUGUACAGUG